UGAGUUGCGAAACCGUAGAGAGAGCAAUAACCGACACACCGACACCUGUCGGUAGGUAAAAGAAAAAUUGGAUUACAACCGCAUUUUUCAUAAAGGGCCAAAUGAAAAUUCAGGAUGUUCAGGCUGUGCUUGGACAUGAAGGUGAAAACCUUGGGCAUGAUUGUCUGCAUCAUACUCCUCAUGGUAUUUAUCUCCAUUUACUAUGCCACGUCCACAGCCUCUAAGGUCACAGCCAGAGACAAAACGCUACAUUCACAACAGCAACAACAACAACCUGUGGUAAAGAUGGAGAAAAAGUAUCCCCCUGGUGUGAAUGUGGAGCAAAUGACAGAGGAAUGGACAGGGAAGCAAGGGAGGCGACUCCAUCCAGAAGAUGGUGGGAUACCUGUUGUGGUGCAUUCUGCCCCCAAACAUCUGCCAGCUGACCUGGACGUUUUGAGAAAACUGCCACCAGAGGCAACAGUCUUCACAACUGAUCAAUUGCCAUCAGACCCUCGCCUCAGACCUGGUAUUGGUAAUGGUCAGGUAGCUACUGUUGUCUACAGUGACUCUAUCUACAUGAAUGGCCUGUACAAUGGUUUUCACAGUGACUCCCAUAGGGCACGUAUUCCUGCAUUCUGCUCUGUCCAGAUCACAGGCGUGAAUCCACCGGCUGAGUUCCAUAGAACCUACAGUUUAAAUGUCUCCACAGGUAUUUUUACAGAGACAAUCAAGGGGGCUUACUUUCAGGUGGAUCUUAAGAUGUAUGCUCACCGAAGAGUGAGGGAGUUGUUGGUGUCAGAGCUGUGGAUCAGGCGAUCAGACAUCAAUAAAAAGCUUGGCGUGUCUCUGAGUGUGAACAAGGGACCUGACAGUGAGGACAUCGACUUCGAGCAGAGUCAGACCAUGAUAGCCAACUCAAGGUAUGUUCAUGGGAGAAUAAAGACCCCCGAGUUUAACGACUCUGUGCAUCAGGAGGUACAUGUGUAUUACUCUGAGGUGCCAGCUAACAUCAGCCUGAUGGACAGCAUGAGUGAGAGCACCUGGCUCUUCCUCACCUCUGUCAGCCAGACGAGGAAAGGGGCUGAAGACAACUACGACAAAGGUUUGAAGUUGUUCCAGGUGAAAAGUUUAGCUUACAGCCACAUGACUAUAUGGGCAGAGCUUUGGAAUGAUGGACGGAUUGACAUUGAGGGGAACACAGCCAUGGCACAGUUGGCAUACUCUAGUCUCUACUAUUUGCUGAGUUGCCUCCCCUCGGAAGAGGAUCCUAACACUCCAUUCAUCGGAUUGUCACCAGCGGGACUAGACCAUGGCUCUGCGAAAGAGGAUUACUGGGGCCAUGUGAUGUGGGACCAGGAGACCUGGCAGUAUCCCCCCAUCUUGAUGCUGUACCCAAGUCUGGCCUCCAUUCUGCUGGGAACAAGGGCCAGAACACUGGAUGCUGCCAAGAGACAGGCCAAACUGAGGGGGUACCAGGGGGCCAUGUACCCAUGGGAAAGUGCUGUUACAGGUCGAGAUGUGACCAGGUGUCAGAAUUGUUCCCUGUAUGAGCAGCACAUUACUGGGGACAUAGCCCUGGCCAUACAGCAGUACAUGUACAUGACAAAUGACACCAGCUUCCUGCAGGAUCGGCGGGGUGGGGAAAUCAUCACAGCCAUAGCAGAGUUCUGGGCUUCCCGAGUCACAAAGGACAAAACAACGGGGAAGUAUGGCAUUCAGGGAGUAAUGCCCCCUGAUGAGUACCACUACCCUGUGGAUAACUCUGCCUACACCAACAGUAUAGCUGCCCUCAGCCUGAUGUUACCCUACUCCACCCUGCCCCUGAUUGGCAAACAGCCACCCCCUAUCUUCAGGGAGAUCGCCAGUAACGUGUACAUCCCCUUUGAUUCGGCCAUGAACUAUCAUCCGGAGUAUGAUGGCUAUACUUUGGGUACUAAAGUCAAACAGGCAGAUGUGAUAUUGUUGGGUUUUCCUCUGAACAAGGAGUUUGACUCAUCCAUCAGAAAAAAUGACCUUUCUGUGUAUUCAGAGGUGACAGACCCCGAAGGCCCUGCGAUGACCUGGCAAAUGUUUACUAUUGGUUGGCUAGAGUUCAAGGACACAACAAAGGCUAAAACAUACCUGGAUAAAAGCAUGGAAAAUGCCAAAGGUCCUUUUAAGGUGUGGACAGAGGAGUCAGGAGGAGGGGGUGCUGUCAACUUCAGGACAGGCAUGGGUGGGUACUUACAGUCACUCCUAUUCGGGUAUGGAGGUCUGCGUAUCUUCAGUGAGGGUCUGUACUUGGACCCCAUCCUACCUCCUUCAUCAACCAAAUUCACCAUCACGGGACUUGACUAUCUUGGCAACGCUCUCACGCUAGAAGUCAACCAGAAGAACACCAUUGUCACGGUAACUGUCAGUGGUCAACCGUUGGUUCUGACUGUCCCAGGAAUCUCUACAAAAUACCCGUUGAAUCUCAACCAGCCAGUGACAAUAUCCAAACACAAAGCUCUUAUCAAGCUGAAUACUGACCCACCUCAACACUCAAGCUAACUUUCAGUUUCAUUUUUCAGUCUGAUGAAUCUUUUUUGUUUUAGUGGAUUUACUUCAGAUUAACCUAAGUAUUCAGUCAAUAGAAAAAAAAUAGAAAAAUGCAACAGCAGUAAAUUUGUUUAAUGAGCAUUAUCUACAAUGUAAGCUGACUUCAGUUUUUAACCUUCAUCUACAUCUUGUAUAAAUCAAUCCAAGCCACAUCCAAGGUACAUUGUAUUU
Molecule: messenger RNA, 2733 nt
Organism: Liolophura sinensis
Lineage: Eukaryota; Metazoa; Mollusca; Polyplacophora; Chitonida; Chitonidae
Product: protein-glucosylgalactosylhydroxylysine glucosidase-like
Exons: 12
Coding region: 115-2514 (799 amino acids)
Biological process (GO): carbohydrate metabolic process
Molecular function (GO): hydrolase activity, hydrolyzing O-glycosyl compounds
Source: RefSeq, a predicted model, not a curated record